Messenger RNA from Oncorhynchus kisutch (coho salmon), 9682 nucleotides. RefSeq names its product constitutive coactivator of PPAR-gamma-like protein 2. Gene Ontology annotation, cellular component: nucleus. NCBI's taxonomy places the organism in Eukaryota, Metazoa, Chordata, Actinopteri, Salmoniformes, Salmonidae. The coding region runs from base 959 to 3733 and encodes 924 amino acids. The transcript has 17 exons. The record is from RefSeq and is a predicted model, not a curated record.
UUCAUCACAGCCCUGGUCAUGGCUAGAAGGGAUACAGCUUUUGUCAAAUUAACGUUAAAAAUAUACAUUUAGUUAAUUUUCGCUAACCUUUACUCUUUUCGAAACUAAACCUAAUUCUCCUAACCUGCUACGAAAAGUCGUUAUCCGACAAAAGCUGUGUCCAUCUAGUCAAAAACCCUCCGCUUCCCUCCCACUUGUGUUGGUCCGUGAGGAAGUCGCAAGAUGGCUGACAGCGCUCGGAAGUAUGCUCCCUUCCUCCACAUGAAGUCGUGAGUUUGGAAGUAUGCUCCCUUCCUCCACAUGAAGUCGUGAGUUUGGAAGUAAGCGAGGGAGGCACUAUCAGGCGUUUGAUUUUAUUUAAGUUAUUGUAUUUCUCCAAACAGACCAUUUCAUUCCUGGGGACCCAGUUAGCUAAAAGCUCCUGUAGAUGGCUAACGGUAUCAACAUAUACAUUACCUAGUACAUUACAUUAGCUAGCACUUGCAAUUUGAACUAGUCUAACAUAAAUAUUUGCACCGGCAGGUUAAGUAUUCCGCUGUAGUCAUGUUCACUAACUAGAUCAUUCGCAGAGGGUUUCUUAGUGUGAACCAGGAUUAUAACUUUGGAGUUGGAAGCAUCGUCCAAAUAAUAACUACGGAUGGCCAGUCAGCUGCCAGUCACAUUUUCAGAUGUUAACUAGUUAAGGACUAUUUAACGAGAAACUUCAGUUUUGCUGGCAGUUUACCACAAUACUACCAGGGAUGGACACACACGACCAAAUGUAGCAACGUUAGCCAGGUUGCUAACCAGCUAGGCAGGGUUGGGGGGGGGGGCAACUAGCUACCGGCGACAACAGCCGUGUAGUCAGUCAGUUACUGUCAGAGAGACGAGUUAGUCAGCCGCCCGUUUCCAGCUAGCUACCGGAUCGACACCACCCGAGCCUUCCCCCGGACAGACCCACCGGCUCAACAACACCGGGAUGGGCGUGCAGGGCUUCCAGGAGUAUCUGGAGAAACGGUGUCCCGGGGCUGCCAUCCCCGUGGACCUCCUCAAACUAGGCCGUACUGCGGGACGCCAGCACCACCACCCCGGCCCUCUUCCACCACCGGCCCGGAUACUCAUCGAUGCUGACUCCGGUCUGCAGCGUCUGUACGGCGGCUACCAGACGGACUGGGUGUGCGGCGGGGAGUGGAACGCCAUGCUGGGAUACCUGUCCGCUCUGUCCCAGGCCUGUCUGUACCAGGGCGGGCUGGAGCUGGUCGUGGUGUUCAACGGGACCCUGGGGAAGGAGCGGUGGCCGGAGUGGGCACGCCGGGCCCAGGGACAACGCCAGACGGCCCAGCUCAUCGUUAACCACAUCGGCAGUAAGGCCACUCCGCCUCCCCGCGCCUGGUUCCUGCCCCCUGCCUGCCUCAGUCACUGUGUCCGCCUCGCCAUGUUCCGCUUCAGAGUGCGGGUUGUCCAGACGUUGGAGGACCACCACCAGGAGGUGCUGGCUCUCUACAGGGACUUUGGUUUCUGCGGCCUGAUCGCCCAGGACUCAGAGUUUGCUCUCUGCAACGUGCCCGCCUACUUCUCCUCGCAUGCCCUCAAACUGUCCUGGAAUGGCAAGAACCUGACCACCCACCAGUACCUGCUCUCUGAAGCAGCCAGACAGCUGGGUCUGAAGACACAACAACUGCCCUGCUUCGCUGCUCUGCUGGGGAACCAUAUUCUCCCUGAUGAGGACCUGGCUGCCUUCCACUGGAGCCUUUUAGGACCAGAACACCCCCUGGCCUCACUCAAGGUGCGUGCCCACCAGUUGGUGCUGCCUCCCUGUGAGGUGGUUAUCAAGGCGGUGUCUGAGUACGUCUCCUCCAUUAAAGACCUGGGGAACCUCGACGCUGUUGCCAGGGACGUCUUCAACCAAUCCCAGUCUCGUAUGGAGGAUAAGUUGGAGCGUUUUAAGAAGGCUGUGGAGUAUUUCUCAUCUGCCUCUAAACCACGCCCACUCUCCAUGGGACCCUCCCCCUACCUUUGGUUUGGUCCCGCUCCUUUUGGCAGUCCUCCUGGCCACAUGGGGGCAAUGCAACCUGGAAAGCACCAGGGGGUAAAACCACCCUAUCGGAAUGCUCUGUGUGGACCAGGCCACGCCUCUCUGUUCCAGAACCUGCCCCCCCUGCCGGACUGCAACGAUUCGCUGUCUGGGACAAUGGGCUACAUGGAUUGGUCGGCUCCAUAUGACCAGGGAGGAAGUAGAUUAACGAAUCACCACACGUCCGCUCCCUCUGGCCCCUCCCACUCGCCAUCAUCUUCCUCCGAUGGAGACGAACCAAACGACAGCAGCCACCAUCUGACAGACAAGUCCUCCGGGUGGGACGAUCCGGCCGGUCGGGGGAGUGGAGGGGAUGGUUCCCACGGUAACGGGAGCGGGUCCAACAUUCCAUCGCUGUUGUCAAUGGCGACGCGGAGUCACAUGGACAUAACCACGCCACCUCUGCCUCAAAUCAGCGCUGAGGUGUUGAGAGUAGCAGAACACAGACAUCGCAGAGGACUAAUGUAUCCAGAGAUAUACCACAUACUGACCAAGAUAUACCACAUACUGACCAAGGGAGAGAUGAAGAUGGCGGUGUGUAUAGAAGAUGAUUGUAACAGUGAACUGCCUCCAGCCUCUCUGCUGUUCAGAGCAGCCAGACAGUACAGCUAUGGGGUCCUCUUCAGCCUAGCCGAAACACACCGACACCUCGAGAGACUCGCCAUGCGCAACAGAGGACCCCUCGAAGUUCCUCCAGUGAUAGUGAAGGAGUGGUCCAGUGGGAAGUCGAAGUCGGCCCUGACCCCGGAGCUGGUUCCAGCGCUGUGCUUCAGAGAGUGGACCUGUCCUAACCUGCGGAGGCUGUGGCUUGGUAGAGCCAGUGAAGAUCGCUCCCGGAGGACCAGAGCUUUCCUAGCCUGUCUGCGCUCUGACUGUCCUGCCUUACUCAACCCUGCUCAGGUCCCACAACACCUUCUGCUCAUGUGCUGCGUGCUCAGGUAUAUGAUGCAGUGGCCAGGUGGUGGUAUUCUACAGAGACAUGAGUUAGAUGCCUUCCUGGCCCAGGCAGUCUCUAACCAGCUCUACGAACCAGACCAGCUACAGGAACUGAAGGUAGAGAAGGUAGACAGUCGGGGGAUCCAGCUGGCGUCUCUCUUCAUGGCGGGCGUGGACACUGCUCUGUUGGUCAAUGACGUGUGUGGUCAGCCGUUACCAUGGGAACACUGCUGCCCCUGGGGCUUCUUCGACGGGAAACUCUUCCAGACCAAACUGGCCCGCGCCGGCCGAGACCGACUGGCCCUGUUCGACAUGUGUGAAGGACAGGAGGAGCUGGUGUCUCGUGUGGAGAAGAUGCGUCAGGCCAUUCUAGAUGGCAUCAACUUUACUCGUACUCCUCCCCCUCGCCCCCCUCUUUUCCUUCCUCCGCCCUCCCCCUAUCUACCCCCUACCCCCCCUCUACCCCCCCGGCCCAUGGGUAACAUGCCCCCCCACUACCACCCUCAUCAUCCUCACCACCACCCAAAUGAUCCUCACCACCACCACCCUCAUCAUCCUCACCACCACCUAGCCCAGCAUCGACCCAGAGGCUUCCCAGGUCUGCAGUCGAUCCCCCCUCAGGGAGGGAAGUUGGAGAUAGCCGGCAUGGUGGUGGGCCAGUGGGCCGGGAACAAACCACUGCGUGGCAGAGGGGGACUCAACAAUGCAGGUGUUGUCGGUCGGAGCAGGGAGAGGAAGGGGUAAGGACAUCCCAGCGAAAGCAGGACGAGGAGUUAAAAAGACACAUUCCCCCUCCUCCACCAGCCCCACCAAGCCUGAGGAGGAGGAGGAGCCUAACUCGGGGGCCGUGACCCAGCAGCUGAAUGGCAGCCCUGCAGCCUCCGGUAUUGGCCAGCCUCUGGAUCUGCCCCCACUGGCCCAUCCAAUCCCGUGUGCCUUAGCAAGCAGAGACAACCAAACAGAGGAGGCCCCCUGUUGCCUUGACGACUGUCCUUCAGACGGAACACUAACGAAGGAGGCGUGAUGAGGCUUUCCCAGAAUGCACCAGGGUGUUCUGAAAAAGCUGUCUGUGUUUCACUGCCCCUUGAUUUUGUCAUGUAGUUUUAUUUUAUCUUAACGAUCAGAGGUUUUUCUCCAUGAGUCCAUAUGUAUGUAAGCCCCUGCCUACCUAAAGCACCGCCCCCAUGGCCCGUCGCUAUAGUAACCCCAGCCCACUGUCUCAUGAUGUUCUGAUGGUCCCUCCCUACUGUUAAUAUUCCUACCGGGAUCCUUGCGGUUAGACUUGAACUACGGUGUUUAGUAGUAGUGUGUUUAGAUACACUAACGUCGACACUACCACACACUGUUGGCUAGGUGCCUGGGUUUGGUCGGUUGUUGCCAUAGGGUGAGCUCAGAGUUCCAGGAGUGCUCCAGGAGAGUUCCAGGAGUGUUGGACUCUAGAAGUGUCAGAGGAGGAAUAGCGAAAGAGGAGGAUGAUGAGUGCAGUGUUUGUGUGCUAAAUAAGCCCGGUUUACCACCAAUAAUGAUUUAUUAGUGUUAGCCGCGCCACUAACCACCCAGAGCGCGUGUUUGCAUUGCUCUAACCCUUCAGUAGCAUUUAGCCCACACCUUGAAUAACAUGAGCACUUGCCCUAAUAUGUUAUCAUGCUAAGUUAGCCUAGCCCAGCUUUAUUUAGACCCCCUGACCACAGAUGUAAUGUAUGUACGCACCUUAACCUGACGCUCCAACGUAUGGAAGCUCUUACCCCUAUAUUAGAUUAUAUCCCCUAUGCUCUGAUUGUAUAUCCCAACAGAGAGCACUUACUAAUGUUGGAUUCAGUGAUUUAAUAUAGAUUAUUAUUGACCAGACCCCUAGACAGUUUGUCUGAGAGAGUUCCCUUGCGACCUAGGAAAUCACUUUGAUCAUUGACCUCAAGGUCUAUUUUAACAUGGCCUUUGUGUUGUGCAAACGAGACCUGUUUGAAUGUCAUUAGAGUAGGCUGCACAAUUCAUCCAAACCGCAAUAUUGACAUGUGCAAUAUCCAUAUCGCAAUAUUUUGCAACCCCACUCAGCCGUGUGUACGGUCCGUUAUUAUAGUUGACUCUGUCGUCCCUCUCCUCUUGCGGCUGCUUCCUACAACUCAAGCAGCACAGUUCCUCUUCUGUUAGAUUCACUAGAAGCUUCCAUUCUGUUCUGUUAGGUCAAAUGCAGUCAACACAUUGUUCCAAACAAGAAUGAUGCUGCUUUCUACUUAGCUUCUUAAUGUAAAUCAUUAUAUUCCUCUGAUUCCAUCUGUGUUUUGAUCGAUCACAGGUCAAAUUGUAAUAUGUGUUCAAAGUAAAUAAAAUGGUCCAACAUGGUGCAGCCCUAGAACGGCCUGGUCUUCAGAAGAAGCACAUUUAGUUUUAAAAGGAAUCCUCUAGCAGGUCAAAACAUUCACGCGAUCAGAGAUAGAGGACAUCUUUGUAUCUGUACCGUUAUUGCAUCUAUGACAGUAUGGGCAGCUCUAUUGAGCCUAGCUUCAUUUUAAAGUAGUCUAUUUUCUUCACAGUUGGAGCUAAUCCCUCCCAGUUUGACAUGACUUCAACAGGGUCACCAGGAGGGAUCCGCCAAUGAAGUUGGGAGGCCCACACAGUCGACUACAUUAAAAUGGUGGAAGCGCUCAAUGGCGCUGCCCAGGCUAAUACGGUGUUGGCCAGUAGAGGCCUCUAUCAUUCUCUAUGGGCCAAGUAUGGUGCCACGUCAGAGGACGGGAGGGUCAGGGCUUAAAGGUCAGAGUGCUGACGCUACCAAGCUCCUCUUCUGACUGGCACCUUGUCUAAAUGAACCCAAGGCUGCAUCUGAAAUGGCAUUCCCUGCGUAGUGCAUCAGAAGCAGUGCAUUAUGGGGGGGUAGGUUGCCUUUAGAGACCUGAUGAAGUCCCAAAGCAUAGUCCCACACUAGCCUUGUCAGCUGGCUGGCCAAUCAGGACAGGCCUGGUAGCACCUCCUGGUGAUUGGUUAGCAGUUUCCACGGCGAUAGCCCAGCAUUCUAAGCUCUUUAUCUAACAGGAAGCACUUCCCCCAAACCACUUAGCCAAUUAGCAGGGGUUUAAGGUGAGAACACUUGCAUGUUCCGCCCACAAUCUAAAGAUCCUAAAUAGUUUUAAUGUUAAACUCUUUAUGUUGUCAUCAUUAUAGUAGAGGAUAAAGUAUCAUUUUAAUAGGUCUGCUCUGAGACCAAUCAGAGUAUUGACUUGUUUUAAUGUUAGUAGAAGACUACAGAGAGAUAGCAGAGAGGAAUCAAUUUUAAUGUUAGUAGACGACUACAGAGAGAUAGCAGAGAGGAAUCAAUUUUAAUGUUAGUAGACGACUACAGAGAGAUAGCAGAGAGGAAUCAGUUUCAAUGUUAGUAGGAGACUACAGAGAGAUAGAAGAGAGGAAUCAGUUUUAAUGUUAGUAGGAAACUACAGAGAUAGCAGAGAGGAAUCAGUUUUAAAGUUAGUAGGAGACUACAGAGAGAUAGCAGGGACUAACCUCUAGAGGACUGUCAGACAAUAGUAACCGUGUUGGACCUAGUUCUACAGGACUGUCAGACAAUAGUAACCAUGUUAGACCUAGUUCUACAGGACUGUCAGACAAUAGUAACCGUGUUGGACUAAGUUCUACAGGGCUGUCAGACAAUAGUAACCGUGUUGGACUAAGUUCUACAGGACUGUAGUUGACACAAACAGAAAAGGUCUGGCUGCUAAGUAGUCCAAUUGCAGGCCAAUCUACCGUAGUAGAAUGGAAAUAACCCCCGCAGAGCGCACAGUUGCCAGAACAACCGUAACAUCUGAAUAGAGACUGCACUUCAACCCACAUGGGUUUGGAUUUCUGCGGCUCAUGACUGUUUACAAGCAAAUAGAGAGUUUGGGGUUCAUUCCACAUCAAGUAUUUGGAACAACAAUCUUUUAGGGAUAUCUAGCAGACAGAUUUGAACCUGGAUGGAGAAGAGCCCCACUGGUCAUAUAAUACCCAGCAUGACUAGACGACUACGACUCAUACAUACAUAUACAGUAUAAUACUUUAACCUUUAACCUUUCAUUACUGUAGUACAAUAAAACGGACCACUGCAGGUCAUGAGUAUGGCUCUUCAGCCAGGAGGAGUGGUGAGCCUAUUUAUGUCACUCCACUAUCUGACAAAAUUACACACGACUCUGUCGACUCGUUCCUAACGAUACUUACUCAUAUAUACACACAGUAGUUGUUAACAGCCCUCUGUGUGUUUGUGCUGAAGUGAUGUAAUGUUGCUGUUCCUCGUUAGUUUCUGUCUGUGGGUGAAGCAGAGAGACUUCGUAACUCUCUACUGUUGUACCGAGCUGCAGUCUGACACACAGCCCUCUCCACCCAUAACAAUACUUUCACGCGCACAUUGUCAUACUCUGAUCAGUGAUUUGAAUGCUUAUCUCAAUAUCGCUCUGUACACCAACAUGCCCUCUUCUCUCUUCAACCCAUCUCUCUCUCUCUCUUCCCAUCUAUCUCUCUCUCUUCCCAUCUCUCUCUCACCUCCCAUCUCUCUCUCUCCUCCCAUCUCUCUCUCCUCCCAUCUGUUGUCUCUUCAACCCAUCUCUCUCUCUCUCUCCUCCCAUCUCUCUCUCCUCCCAUCUCUCUCUCUCUCCUCCCAUCUCUCUCUCUCUCCUCCCAUCUCUCUCUCUCCUCCCAUCUCUCUCUCUCCUCCCAUCUCUCUCUCUCUCCUCCCAUCUCUCUCUCUCCUCCCAUCUCUCUCCUCCCAUCUCUCUCUCCUCCCAUCUCUCUCUCUCUCCUCCCAUCUCUCUCUCUCUCUCCUCCCAUCUCUCUCUCGCUCCUCCCAUCUGUUGUCUAUUCAACCCAUCUUUCUCUCUCUCCUCCCAUCUCUCUCUCUCUCCUCCCAUCUGUUGUCUCUUCAACCCAUCUCUCUCUCUCUCCUCCCAUCUGUCUCUCCUCCCAUCUCUCUCUCUCCUCCCAUCUGUUCUCUCCCCCCCAUUUGGUAGUUAUGCUUAAAGCAGCACGUGAAGUAAACACACUGAUACACACUUUCACCAACACACACAAAUGAAGAGUACCUUACACACACACACACAGUACAUAUAUCCAACCACACAGUACCAAUAUACACAGAACAUAUAUCCAACCACACAGUACCAAUAUACACAGAACAUAUAUCCAACCACACAGUACCAAUAUACACAGAACAUAUCUCCAACCACACAGUACCAAUAUACACAGUACAUAUCUCCAACCACACAGUACCAAUAUACACAGUACAUAUCUCCAACUACACAGUACCAAUAUACACAGAACAUAUCUCUUGCUCAUGUCUCUGUGCUCUCUGUUCCCUCUAGGACCAUUUCUAUUGGCUGUUUUAUGACCCCGCCCCUAACCACCCCCACUAAUAUUCUAUAUCGUGAUGAACUUUUCUUAGUGAUUAUCAGUUUCUCUGUAAACUAGCCAGAAUCUGGAAGGAAAAAAGUAUACAACAAAAAGAAAUCGAACUGUUUUAUUCAAUUGUACUUUAAACUGUGUUUUUUCUUACUAUUUUGAAUGUCUCUUCUAACCCUUCUAUCAAAGCAUUCGUUUUGAGAGGCUUUAGCCAACCAUAGAGAUGUAAACUGAAACCAUUCAAUAUAUGAUCCUUCUCCGUAUUUGAUAUUAUGCCAUCGAUCGUCUUAAAGACCACUUCGCCGUUGUUACUAAGUUAAGUAUCGCACGUCAAAACAUUUUUAAAUAAUCAUCGUCUCUGCACUACGUUGGUAUAUUCUGUUUAUCGUCCCUUAUAAAGAUUUAAUGGUCAACUCGUCAAGUGAAGCUGAACUUUGCACAGAGUUAGAAGUCUCACAUUACCACCCUGAGAACCAAAGUUCACCCCCCUCCCUCGUUUCCCUGCCAUGAUGGUAUGCCCCAAACCAAUGACCUAUCAAGAGAUUCUAUGAUGAUGUCACAGCACGUGUGAUUGGUUUACCCCUAUAGAGUGGAGUUUUGUGAUGAGUAGAACAGAACUGUGUUGGAUGCUGUAGGACUGUUAUGUGUCAGUACAUGGAUGGAUGAAUAGCUACGCCGACUGACUGGUCCAGACAAGAUGAGCCUGCAAGGAAAAGAGACAAUGAGACAUUCCAAAUGGCACCCUGUUCCCUAUAAUAGUACACUACUUUAUACCUUGUGGUGCAGGAAGGUUUCAGUCAUGUUUCAUUUCUGAGACUCUUAUGGUCCUCGUCACGAGUAGUGUUCUAGAAAGGGAACAGGAUGUCGUUUGGGAUGCUGCCAGGGUGAUGGCCAGUCAAUUCAGGUCACAUGGCCAGGUCACAUGAUUAUUUUAUGACAUCAUCCAGGUGUCAGUCUAAAUCUCUGUACUACUACAUCACCUUCUCAACCAACUAACAUGUAUACUACAGUACAUCAUGUAAACUAGCGGUAAUGUGAGUACAUGUACUGUAAGCCACACCCCCCUAAACAACAACAUCCGUAAAGGACUCCUCUUCAUUAUUAUGAUUAUUGCUGUUAUGAUUAUUAUUGGUAUAAUUUGUCAUUGUUAGCUAAAUGGAAACACCAGAAUGUUGUUGUGGAGAGGGCUUUUAUAUUCUUAUGGCUGUGGAGGAAGUGAUGUCAGAGGACAGGAACAGGAAGGAAGGAGAGGCGUGAUGAUGUAAAGAUGGUCAUGUUUGUUGGGAAUUGACAUCCAGUGCUGAAAUAAAAUUUAUUCUUAUAGGAAAAAAAUGA